GAUGGCUGACAGCAUCCCCCUGAAUCCUGUUCGAAACAAUUUCAAGAAGCACCAUUAUUACAAUGCUGGCAGGUCUCUCAGGUACCAGGUUGAAGAUGAGCCCUCGAAUCUUGAUGAGAUGCCAUUGAUGAUGUCUGAGGAGGCUUUUGAGAAUGACGAGAGUGAUUACCACACCCUUCCCAGAGCCAGGAUCAGACAGGGACGCCACGGCCUGGGCUGGUUCCUCUGUGGAGGCUGGAAGGUGUUAUGCGGAAGCUGCUGCGAGUAUCUGGCUCACGUGUGCCGGAGGAAGAAGGAGCUGAAGGCUCGAACCGUCUGGCUCGGCCACCCUGAAAAAUGUGAGGAGAAGUACCCCAAAAACGCCAUCAAAAACCAGAAAUACAACAUCCUCACCUUUGUGCCAGGGGUUUUAUACCAGCAGUUCAAGUUUUUCCUCAACUUGUAUUUCUUGGUGGUGGCUUGCUCCCAGUUCGUGCCAUCUCUGAAAAUCGGGUAUCUCUACACUUACUGGGCGCCGCUGGCUUUUGUGUUGUCCGUCACCAUGGUGAGAGAGGCCGUGGACGAGGUCCGCCGCUUCAGGAGGGACAAAGAGAUGAAUUCUCAGAUGUACAGCAAGCUCACAGUCCGAGGGAAAGUCCAAGUGAAGAGUUCAGACAUACAAGUUGGAGACCUCAUCAUCAUUGAAAAGAAUCAGAGAGUUCCAGCUGACAUGAUCUUUCUAAGAACUACAGAAAAGUCUGGAGCGUGUUUUAUCCGAACGGACCAGCUCGAUGGAGAAACGGACUGGAAACUGAAGGUCGCUGUUGCCUGCACUCAGAGGCUGCCUGCGCUGGGGGAUUUGUUCUCCAUCACUGCAUACGUCUAUGCUCAGAAGCCUCAGCUGGACAUACACAGUUUUGAAGGGAAUUUUACUCGGGAGGACUGUGACCCUCCUGUCCAUGAGAGCCUAAGCAUUGAGAAUACCCUUUGGGCCAGUACCGUGGUCGCAUCUGGUACGGUAAUAGGUGUCGUCAUUUACACUGGGAAGGAGAUGAGGAGUGUUUUGAACACAUCUCAGUCAAAGAAUAAGGUGGGUCUGUUAGACCUGGAGUUAAAUCGGCUAACCAAGGCUCUGUUCCUGGCCCAGCUGGUGCUAUCGAUCGUCAUGGUGGCUCUGCAGGGUUUCAUCGGGCCCUGGUUCCGCAACCUGUUCCGCUUCGUAGUGCUCUUCUCCUACAUCAUCCCCAUCAGUCUGAGGGUGAAUCUCGACAUGGGGAAGUCGGCGUAUGGCUGGAUGAUAAUGAAGGAUGAGAAUAUCCCUGGCACUGUGGUGAGAACCAGCACUAUCCCUGAAGAGCUUGGCCGCCUCGUCUACCUGCUCACUGACAAGACAGGCACCCUCACUCAGAACGAGAUGGUGUUUAAGCGACUCCAUCUUGGCACCGUGUCCUAUGGAAUGGACACCAUGGACGAGAUCCAGAGCCACAUUAUACAGUCCUAUGCUCAGGUGAGCUCAACUGCGUCUAACGGCAACAGUGCCAGCUCUACGCCGUCCCGUAAGGCACCGCCAUCCGGGCCCAAGGUGCGCAAGAGCGUGAGCAGUCGCAUCAACGAGGCUGUGAAGGCCAUUGCACUGUGCCACAAUGUUACACCUGUCUACGAGUCCCGAGCUAACGGUGCCAGCGCUGAGUCCGAGGGCACAGAGGCUGACCAGGACUUCAGCGACGCCAACCGAACAUAUCAGGCCUCCAGCCCAGAUGAGGUGGCCCUGGUGCAUUGGACGGAGAGUGUGGGCCUGACCCUGGUGAACAGAGACCUGAACUCGCUACAACUGAAGACUCCAGCAGGCCAAAUCCUGACUUUCUGCAUCCUGCAGGUCUUCCCCUUCACCUCCGAGAGCAAGCGCAUGGGCAUCAUUGUCCGGGAGGAGGCCACUGGGGAGAUCACGUUUUACAUGAAGGGGGCGGACGUUGCCAUGGCCAGCAUUGUGCAAUAUAACGACUGGCUUGAGGAAGAGUGCGGAAACAUGGCCAGAGAAGGACUUCGGACGUUGGUGGUUGCAAAGAAGUCUCUGUCUGAGGAGCAGUACCAGGACUUUGAGAAUCGUUAUAACCAGGCGAAGCUGAGUCUGCAUGAUCGUGCUCUGAAAGUUGCAGCAGUGGUUGAAAGUUUGGAGAGGGAGAUGGAGCUGCUGUGUGUGACCGGAGUAGAGGAUCAGCUGCAGGCUGACGUCAGACCCACGCUGGAGCUCCUCCGCAACGCUGGCAUCAAGAUCUGGAUGUUGACCGGAGACAAGCUAGAGACGGCUACGUGCAUCGCCAAAAGCUCUCAUCUGGUGUCCAGAAACCAAGAUAUACACGUCUUCAGGCCGGUGUCUAAUCGAGGCGAGGCCCACCUGGAGCUCAACGCUUUCAGGAGGAAACACGACUGCGCUCUGGUGAUCUCAGGAGACUCUCUGGAGGUGUGUCUGCGUUACUAUGAGCACGAGUUUGUGGAGCUGGCGUGUCAGUGUCCGGCCGUGGUGUGCUGCCGCUGUUCUCCCACACAGAAGGCCCAGAUUGUCAGACUGCUUCAGCAGCACACAGCCAACAGAACCUGCGCUAUCGGUGAUGGAGGAAAUGAUGUCAGUAUGAUCCAGGCUGCAGAUUGUGGUAUCGGCAUCGAAGGAAAGGAGGGCAAGCAGGCAUCUCUGGCUGCAGAUUUCUCCAUAACACAGUUUAAACACAUCGGACGGCUGCUGGUGGUGCACGGCCGCAACAGCUACAAACGCUCCGCCGCCCUCGGCCAGUUCGUCAUGCACCGCGGCAUGAUCAUCUCAACCAUGCAGGCCGUGUUUUCCUCCAUUUUCUACUUUGCGUCUGUUCCUCUGUACCAGGGCUUCCUCAUGGUCGGCUAUGCCACCAUCUACACCAUGUUCCCAGUGUUCUCUCUUGUGCUCGAUCAGGACGUGAAGCCGGAAGUGGCACUGCUUUAUCCAGAGCUGUAUAAAGACCUUACCAAGGGACGCUCCUUGUCAUUUAAAACCUUCCUUAUUUGGGUCUUGAUAAGUGUGUAUCAAGGGGGCAUCCUGAUGUAUGGCGCCCUACUGUUAUUCGAUCAGGAGUUUGUCCAUGUUGUGGCCAUCUCAUUCACGGCUCUGAUUGUUACCGAGCUGCUGAUGGUGGCUCUGACCGUUCGAACCUGGCACUGGCUCAUGGUGGUGGCAGAGUUCUUCAGCCUCGGCUGCUACCUCGCCUCGCUCGCCUUUCUAAACGAGUACUUUGAUCUGUCGUUCAUCACGACGAAGACGUUCUUGUGGAAGGUGUGUGUGAUCACGCUGGUCAGCUGCCUGCCUCUGUACAUCAUCAAGUACCUGAAGCGCAAGUUUUCGCCGCCCAGUUACUCCAAGCUGUCCUCCUGAGCUGACCCACUCUCACACAGGCACAGCAUCAGAGCGUAUAAACACACACACACACACACACACACACACACACCAGCAACUUAAUAGACACUAGUGACGGUAGCUGUCCAGGAGCUUUAUGAAGCUGGUGUUUCUGGUUGAAGUGUCUAAUACUCUAUGCCUCAUGCUGUGGAGUAUUACUCUACCCAGCUUUUCUUUUUUUUUUUGCCGGGUUAUCGAUGGACCACAAGCGUAUACACUCGGCACAACAGGAGAUGUACUGUGAAUGCUUGGGAGGGGAAAAAAGAAGCAAAAUGAAGCACAAGGAGUGAAUGAAAUCCCAGUGAUGGAAUUAGAAAAAUGGAAAUUCAUUAGAUGCCUGCUUUAUUUGAGUGCAUUUCAAUCUAACCUGUGAUUGUUUACUUUCCAGGGCUGUUCGGAGAUUUAUAGACUGGUACCAAAAUCCAGAAUCGUGACACCCAAAGGCAUUUUUGAGACAAA
This is a messenger RNA of Neoarius graeffei (lesser salmon catfish), 3859 nucleotides long. RefSeq names its product ATPase phospholipid transporting 9B (gene atp9b). Gene Ontology annotation, cellular component: plasma membrane; endosome; trans-Golgi network. Gene Ontology annotation, molecular function: ATP hydrolysis activity; ATPase-coupled intramembrane lipid carrier activity; ATP binding. Gene Ontology annotation, biological process: retrograde vesicle-mediated transport, Golgi to endoplasmic reticulum; phospholipid translocation; endocytosis. Bases 2 to 3379 code for a protein of 1125 amino acids. The transcript is spliced from 29 exons. The record is from RefSeq and is a predicted model, not a curated record. NCBI's taxonomy places the organism in Eukaryota, Metazoa, Chordata, Actinopteri, Siluriformes, Ariidae.